Molecule: messenger RNA, 2937 nt
Organism: Symbiodinium sp. CCMP2592
Lineage: Eukaryota; Dinophyceae; Suessiales; Symbiodiniaceae
Source: the annotation of a GenBank genome assembly
AUGGAUCGCUGGAUUCAAGCCGUCGGGUUGUUGUGCUCGCGUGUCGGUUACGAGCAGCAGCCUAAACGGGUGGAGUCCUCGGAAAUCGGGACCAGGCUCAUCCCUGCAGGCACGGCAGACAGUAGCAAAACUGUUACUCGAAAAAUGAUACUGUGCCUGGAAGAUGGGAUCCGUGAGGUGGACAUCGCUCGGAUCAGGCAAUGCAGGGCUAUCGGUAUAGCCAUGGACAAAGGGGGCGACCAUUUGGUCGUUUACGGCCGCUUGGUCGGUCCGACGGGUCUUUAUGAGAUGCUGCUGGGUGUUGUGACGCCAGAUAUGGUCCAGGAUAGCAGCAGAGGGAUGUUGGAGGCGCUGCAGUUGCUUUUGAAGCAGGUUUGCAUUAUCCCAGCCCGCUGCAGACGGCCAGCCGACGACAUGUUCAAUUCUCCAUCCGACCGUUUCGACGCUGGUCUUUACAAUCAUCUCUGCGAUCAUAUUUUUACUGCAGUGGCAGAUGGCGGGCCGACUGAGCAACGCUGCCUUUUUGAAUCUUCAGCCGCUGGACCUGAGUUGCGACAGGAGCCAGGGUACGUGCCUUUGUUGCCCCACCUUCGCUUGAUCGUGCGAGAUGCGGCUCACAGAUACAGAUCAAUCGACAAGCUCGUUAUAUCGAAGCUGCCAACUCUGUUCCAGGAAACCUUGGAAAAGCUAGUGCAUGGAGAGCGGAGCCUCGCACGAUUGCUCGAGAAAUCGGCGAAAUUCUCGCAGCUCUUUCUGGAGUGCCAGAAGGACAUGGCAGAUCGGGAAGAUGGGGCAUCUUUCUGCCGGUUCCUGAAAGGGUUUUCCUUUGCAGAUCAUCGCUUCGACAGCCGGAAACGGCCCCCGGUGCGUUUGUUUACGAUGUUACCCAUCCUGAUGGAAUGCCUUCAAAGGGUGACCGAAGGCGGCACAUCGUUUACAGAUGCUGAUGUUGUGUGGUGCCGAAAUCUGUUGCAAGAUUGGGGCGGUGACAAGGGCUACAUUCGCUUGGUGGGGUCGGCCCUGAUCGCGGACGCACUCGUAAUGAGUUGGCCGUUCCUGAAAUUGGCCGACAAAAGCGAGGCUGAUUACUCGCUUACUGGUGUUCAGGCUGCAGAGUGCUUGUCGCUGUUGCGAUCCAUGCUGCUGGAGGGGGCAAUUUGGCUCCCAGCAGCUAAGGGCACCUUGGUACACUCUGUCUUGGGCGCGGUCAAGUUCUACUAUGUUUGGGAAGCGUUCUUCAAGAGCCACUUUCCUGGCUUCGAGGAGGCGAACAGCUUCACAUGCUUCAAUCUCACUGCCAACCUCUCCUUGGGGGAACGUGAGGCUUUCGUCAGAGCGGGGUGUGAAUUUUUUCAGCUUGACGGUCAGAAAGCGUGGCGGUCAUUCGUUGGGCCCCGUGGGAAUGAGAACGGACUUUUGCAUCGUGCGCAGUACUGGGCGUCACCCGCUGGAAUUGCAGCCGCUGCUGCCGCCGAGACCCAGGCCAAGUGCCACUUGCCUGAGUCCAUGCAUCAGCGGGCGUGGCUGCGGACCUGGCAGGACUUGCAUGCAGCAGAGCGAGUUUCGGAUGCGAGUGGACAAGGUGGGAAGUCACAGCAUUUGGACGCCAAGCGUUUCAUAGAGAUAUAUCUCAGCUCCCUUGCUGGGACCGGCGUCGUCGAACGGUGGAUUGGGGAGAAAAGGUCAUUGCUGGCUGGCCGUUCUACGCUGCAUGUCCGCUCCAUCGCGGCUUCUUUGAAACUUGUGGUCCAGGAUUUGAAAGGAAGACGUCGUGAUCGCCUGAGCCCGAACGCUCUGCUCUGCAAGCCCGCUGCCGCCCGAGCAUCUGGAGGAGGGGCGCCGGUUCUCUUUCCGCCCACACCGUUCCUUUUAAGAGCGCAGCGCACUUACGCGACCUGGUUUGGCGAGAAGGCGAGCAAGGCUCGCGAUGUUCGCCCAGCAUCUUUCUCAGAACAGGUGUUGGCCCGCGCAAAGGCUGCCAAGCCCCGCUUGGAGAGCACACGGCAGCGAAGCCAAAAUUCAGAGACGGCGUGGCUCGAAUCGCAUGCUGGUGCGUGCAAGGCUGCUGUUGCUGCCUUGUCAACUGUGGAUUCUCACGCUGAGGGGGUGCUGGGCAAUCGCGUUGUCAACCCCAUGCAAUCUGGCGGAUGGCAACAGAAAACGGCUCAUGAGCGUACAACCCUGGACGAGCAGAUGGGUAUCGACUGGAGCACCGCUGACAAAGCGAUUGAGCAGCAACAGGCGGUGGCCCAAAAGCGACGGCAAACUCAAGCGAUGUCUGCACGCACUGGACCAACCCCCUUCGUUGAUUCCAAGGGCGGAUUGAUGCGGGCCAAGCCUGUGACUUUGCCAGCGGCGAAGACGUGCCCUCCCUUACCCAGGAAGUUCAAGCUGCUUUCUGAGUCAGACCAGGUGCUGCUUGCUGUCCAGGCCCGACGGGACAAGCCUUGGCCUGUCGAUACUUCGUUCGAGCGGGUUCCGAGGCUUGGUGUGCGUGCUGAUAUGGUGUUGGUUGGUUCAGUUCUUGGAGACUACGACAGCGCGGCAGCCCUACAAGCCCGCUUGGAUGGAGCACGACUUGCUGAUAAGACUGGGCGAGUUUUGCGCUUCCGCCCUGGAAUGGAGCUAUGCCAUUCUGUGAUCUACAUGAGUCAGUCUUUCCGCGAUGCAUAUCCGAAACAUGUCCGAGUGCUGCACGCUUGUGCGGCUCGUGCCCCGUCCAUUGGCAAGGAUAAGAAUCCUCGCCUGGACGUUCGUCUUGGACUGCCGGGUGCGGAUGAGCGGCUGAAAUUCCCUGCUAACACAUUUCAUCUUGGCUUGUCCACAGAAGUUUCAGAAGAAUGCCAGCGGCUGGACAUGAAAGGCAAUGAAGUCGAAGUCCAGACGAUUGAUUUAGCUGGCCUCUUUCGAAUGUAUGCCUCCUGCUACGAGUCGUAA